UGCAGUUUGGAAAAUUCGAUUUUGGUUUGGCGGUUCGGUCCAAAACCCAGACUUCAUCGUCGCUUGUUCAUUUUCCGCGUUCAGUUCCUUCUGUCGUCCGAGUUACUCACUCAUUCUCUAAUUGAAAAUCACAACCCUCAGACAGCUCAAACUCGCAGAAUGGCUGGUCAAUCUGACUCCCACCUCUCUCUGUUUUCCCCCGAAGAGGUAGAGUUCAUGGCCGAAGAUGAGCUGGUGGAGAUUGUUCCCAAUCUGAGGAUGGAUUCUCUCAAUUUUAUCUGUGGGGAUUAUGGUCCAUUUUAUCCACAAAUAGCCACGCAAGUGCCGUUGUGGCUAGCAGUGGCUCUGAAGAAGCGGGGGAAGUGCACAAUUAGGCCUCCUCAGUGGAUGUCUAUUGAAAAUUUGACUCGGGUUUUGGAAGGGGAAAGAGAUUCACAUGCUUUUCAACCCCUACCUUUUCACUAUGUGGAGAUCUCUCGACUGCUUUUUGACCAUGCACGCGAAGACAUACCUGAUAUAUAUAUGGUGAGAUCACUUAUUGAGGACAUUAGAGACGUAAGGUUUCAUAAAGUGGAGACUAAUCUAGAAAAGUUUACUGCAUCAACAGUGACGUGGAAGAAUAUGUCUGCAAUGGAAGUCAACAUAAUACGUGCAUUUUCUGGGAGAGCCUUACAAGCAUUCUAUAAGCAUGAGAAUGAACAUAUGAUGCCAGAUACAGAUAGGACACAGGAUAGACAGCCACAAAUACUUAACGCACCAAAACGGAAUCUGAAGCCUCGAUGAUUAGUCAUCAGCAUUUCUAAUCCCUUCCCAUCUCAACCAUGAUAACAAAUGAUCUCAGCAGGCUACUAUAGAAGGUAUUUCCAUUUGCUUUCCAGAAAAUUCUUAUCUAAUGCUCAUUGUAGUGAUAAAAGUACAGUUCUCUGUUGAAGCCAUUUGAUUAGUAUUCUAACAAUUAUUACUGUUAUUAUUUUAACAAUCUGGAAAAUGGUCAUGUGCAAUGGGAGGUCUUUGCUGCAUCUUUAAAGCUAUCUGAAACACUUAACUUCUAAGUUUUGUUUUUGAUUUGAC
This is a messenger RNA of Manihot esculenta (cassava), 1071 nucleotides long. Its product is annotated as DNA replication complex GINS protein PSF2. Bases 160 to 783 code for a protein of 207 amino acids. Lineage: Eukaryota; Viridiplantae; Streptophyta; Magnoliopsida; Malpighiales; Euphorbiaceae. Gene Ontology annotation, cellular component: nucleus; GINS complex. The transcript has 8 exons. Gene Ontology annotation, biological process: double-strand break repair via break-induced replication; DNA replication. The record is from RefSeq and is a predicted model, not a curated record.